GUAGAAGUAGCAAUCUUCGCCUCCUCUUCUGGAGCUGGAGACAAGCGACUUGGAGGCUUCGACAGACAGAGAGAGAAUCCAAUAGAUCUAUAUGCACUGACAAAGAGCAACUUUGAAGAUGGCGUCAAAGUCCAUACAGGUCCAUCAGAAAGACAUGGAUGUCACUCGCGGUUGCCCAGGAUACGAAGGCGCACUGCAAGGCAAUUGGAACGGCAAUGUUUCCUUUGGUGACGCUACGGUACUUCUUCCAAAGACCAUGGAUGAAUUGUGCCGCAUGGUCCGAGACGCCGAUCAGCUUCCUGUUCGGGUUGUAGGACGAGGUCAUUCUUUCACACCAUUGGCCCUAGGAGGUACCAUUCUCUGUUUGCAGCACCUGAAUCGUAUCCUGGACUAUCGACCGCCGUCAUCCAAGACGGAUGGAUUUAUUACGUGUGAAGGUGGUACCACCUACACUGAAGUGAUUCAGUUUUUGAACCAACAAGCACCACAAGAGCGAGGAGCACUGCCCAAUUUGCCCUCGUGCCCACAAUUCACAAUUGCUGGAGCCAUUGCCACUGGGACUCACGGUUCGGGCAUUCACAUUCACAAUUUAUCGGCACACGUGUCCAUGCUGGAGUUUGUUCAGGCCAAUGGGAGUCUUGUACGCUACGAUCGCAGUGAUCCAAGCACCCAAGAUAUUUUGAAAAAAUGUCGCAUUCAUCUAGGUUGCUUGGGUGUCAUUAGUCGACUGACAUUGGAUAUUGUGCCCUAUUAUUCGGUAGAGGCGGUUCGGUACGACGACAUUCCUCUAGAAACUGUGAUUGCCAACCUUCCCGAAUGGUGGACACGAUGUGAUUCUUUGUCCGUGUGGACGUCUGGGUUUGGAAAGGGCGUGGGCAAGGGAACCUGCUGGGCUACGUUUCGUCGGUUUGUGGUCGAAGAAGCAAAAAAGGAUGACGACGACGAUGCUCCAGCAGUCGACUUGCCAACCUUUUUGACACCGCAAGAGCUAGGCGACAAGGGCCACGUUUGUAAUAGAAGUAUCCCUCGGUAUUGCACUGACCCUCGGCAACCCGAAGGUUUUGUCCCCACUGGACGAGGUCCCUGGUACGAUUAUUUGACCGUCACCAUGGAUGGGGGGAAGGAAACUUGUAUGACUACAAAAGACUUGCAGGCAGAGUUCUUUGUGCCGCUGCGGUAUGCACAGGCGGCAUUGCGAGCCGUGUGGGAUGCCGCUCGUGAGGUGUCCUUUAGUCCUCCCUGGGGAUAUCAGCCAACGAGUGCCGACAAAGAACCGCCGCAACGAGGCGUGAUUGAUGCCAUGGAGUUUCGACAAGUCAAAGCUGGAGAUGGGGCAUGGCUGAGCCCGCACAAUGAUCAGUACCCGGCAAUAAUCAACGACAAGGAUUAUGAUGAUGAUGGCGAAACUCAACCAGGCAAGAGCUGUUCAGCCCUGUUGGGGAUUCACAUGAGUUUCAACGGGGAUCCAGCAUUACGAAAUGACAUUCUCAAAACCUAUCUUCCGCGGAUCGAACAAGCACUGGAGCCUUUUGGUGGGCGGCCGCAUUGGGGAAAGCUCUCCACCAACUAUCGAUAUUCUCACGUGCAGACAGUCUAUCCCACCGAGGCACUGGAACAGUUCCAAAGUCUCUGUCAGAAGCAUGAUCCCACGGGCAAGUUCCGCAAUGAGUUUAUCCAGCGAGCCUUGUUUGGAGAAUAAUCGAUUUUUCGAGACGGAACCAAAUGUGCAGGGGGGACCUACAAAUCCGGGGAGCCACUCUACAAGCCACAAGCCAGCUCUACACUUGUUGUGUUUUCUUGAGCAAGCGUCAUAAUACCGUAGUACACAACGGUAAAGCACAUGGCCAUUCCGGGCGAGACGAGUUCCGAGUGGCGCAAUCCAUCUACUGUACCACCACCGGGUAACUUCUUCACUGCAUCCUUGGGCCAGUUUCGUUUGUGGCUGCCAUUCACCACAUCGUUGCGGUUGCUCCUCCUGUAUCAUUACGAUGCUGUAGCCAGUAAAACCUAGGUCAGCCACUCUUGCUAAACA
Messenger RNA from Seminavis robusta, 2032 nucleotides. The record is from the annotation of a GenBank genome assembly. NCBI's taxonomy places the organism in Eukaryota, Bacillariophyta, Bacillariophyceae, Naviculales, Naviculaceae.